Messenger RNA from Lucilia cuprina (Australian sheep blowfly), 1205 nucleotides. It is a transcript of the gene mbf1, whose product is annotated as endothelial differentiation-related factor 1 homolog. The transcript has 4 exons. The record is from RefSeq and is a predicted model, not a curated record. Gene Ontology annotation, cellular component: nucleus. Lineage: Eukaryota; Metazoa; Arthropoda; Insecta; Diptera; Calliphoridae. Gene Ontology annotation, molecular function: DNA binding. The coding region runs from base 196 to 633 and encodes 145 amino acids.
CAUGCAACCCUGUUAAAAAAAUUCACUGUUUGUUUUCUUGACACUGCAUUUGUCAUUGUAUAUUUUGGAUUUUUCUGGAAAAAAGAUAUAUUUAAGAAAAUUAUAUUAAGUCAUCUAUCUACUUUUAUUACAUUACCACAAUUAAGAAAAUUAUAUAGACACACACACAUACACAUUACCGACUAUACAGCAGACAUGUCAGAUUGGGAUACAGUAACCGUACUGCGCAAGAAAGCUCCAAAGGCCGGUGCUCUUAAAACUGAAGCAGCCAUUAAUGCCGCCAGACGCCAAGGUGUACAAGUUGAUACCCAACAAAAAUAUGGUGCUGGCACCAAUAAACAACAUGUAACAACUAAGAACACUGCCAAAUUGGAUCGUGAGACUGAAGAGUUGCGCCAUGAAAAAGUUCCUCUAGAAGUGGGAAAAAUUAUUAUGCAAGGACGUCAAGCUAAAGGUUUAAGUCAAAAGGAUCUCGCUACUAAAAUUUGUGAAAAACAACAAGUAGUUACCGAUUAUGAGGCUGGCCGUGGUAUACCCAAUAACAUGGUAUUGGGUAAAAUUGAACGUGUUAUUGGUUUAAAAUUGCGAGGAAAAGAUCGCGGCCAACCAUUGGCGCCUCCUGGUAAAAAGUGAGAAAAAUCUACAACCGCUGCUUCAACGAGUGGCGGUUCUAGUGGGGGAGAUAUUAUGACAGCCGUUGUUGGUAAACAAACAGCAAAUAAUAAAUUAAAAGCAGAAAAAUUAGUAACAAAUAAUGCUGCUAAUACAGCAACAACAACAACAACGGCACCAAACUUAACAUCUACUCACUUGGGCCACAACAAUAUAAUAAACACAGCAACAGCUAGCAGCAAAAAUAAGCUCAAAUAAAUUAUCGGGAGGCAUGCUGAAUGAAUGAAUGUCUUGUAUCAAACAACAACAACAACACAGUGCUAAUUAAAAUUAUAUAAUGAAUAUUAUUAAAUUUAUAAUAAAAAGAAAAAAAAACAAGAAGGAGAGUGAUUUAAUGAAACCUUCUUUAUUAAGAAUUAUCACAAAACAAAAAAAAUCUUUUUUAUUUUGGCUAGUUUCUAUUUUGUUUCUAGUUUCUACAGCAAAUCUUUAUACAAAACACCCACAUACAUAUAUGUAUCUAACAACACCCUGCAAUACUUUUUCAAAACUAUUUAAAAUUAAAUAAUUUUAACAAAUAUUUAAAAAAAAAA